Molecule: messenger RNA, 1669 nt
Organism: Nerophis ophidion (straightnose pipefish)
Lineage: Eukaryota; Metazoa; Chordata; Actinopteri; Syngnathiformes; Syngnathidae
Gene: gnmt
Product: glycine N-methyltransferase
Exons: 6
Coding region: 82-966 (294 amino acids)
Biological process (GO): S-adenosylmethionine metabolic process; regulation of gluconeogenesis; protein homotetramerization
Cellular component (GO): cytosol
Molecular function (GO): glycine binding; identical protein binding; S-adenosyl-L-methionine binding
Source: RefSeq, a predicted model, not a curated record
AUAAAAAACAAGCAGGGUGUUGUGGCUCCAGCAUGUGCGGCGAGUCCCAGGUGAGCAAAACAAAGUAACCCCAGCAGCAGUAUGUCGGUGGACAGCGUGUUCAGGACCCGCUCGCUCGGUGUGGCCGCCGAGGGGCUGCCGGACCAGUACGCCGACGGCAAGGCGGCCAAAGUCUGGCAGUUGUACAUCGGCAACACACAGAGCCGCACCGCCGAGUACAAGAGCUGGUUGGUGGCCCUGUUGAGGGAGCGGGGCGCCCGCACCGUGCUGGACGUCGCCUGCGGAACUGGCGUGGACUCUAUCAUGUUGGUGGAGGAGGGCUUCAACGUGAUGAGUGUGGAUGCCAGCGACAAAAUGCUGAAGUAUGCGCUGAAGACCCGGUGGGAGAGAAGAAAAGAACAAGCAUUUGACAAUUGGGUGAUCGAAGAAGCCAACUGGUUGACACUACCAGAAGACAUCCACAAAGGGGACGGUUUUGAUGCCGUUAUUUGCCUGGGCAACUCCUUUGCCCACUUACCAGACUUCAAAGGGGAUCAGAGUGACCACAAGUUGGCGCUCCAGAACAUUGCGAGUAUGGUCAAGCCCGGUGGGAUCCUCAUCAUUGACCACCGUAACUACGACUACAUCUUGGAGACUGGCCGAGCUCCGCAAGGCAAAAAUAUUUACUACCAGAGCGAUCUCACACAAGACAUAUCCACCUCUGUGCUGUGGGUCAACAGUAAGCCCCACAUGAUCACUCUGGACUACACCCUCCAAGUGCCCCAGGCCAGCCCCCAGGGCCCGCCGGAGGUCAGCAAGUUCCGUCUGUCCUACUACCCGCACCGCCUGAGCCGCUUCAAAGAGCUGCUGCAGGCCGCCUUCCAAGACCAGGUGGAGCACCAGGUCUACGGAGACUUCCAGGUCUACGUCCCCGGUCAGACCAAAGCUCCCUGCUACUUUGUCCAUGUUUGCAAGAAGAAGGCCUGAGUCCAGUCCGGUCCAGUCCCCCAAAUUGUCUUUAAUUCCAUAAUUUGGAUGACUUUUUAUUUCCAUGACAAAUAUGAUUGUCACUUUUAGAGUAAUAUAUGGGAUUAGUGUUUUCAACUGAAGACAAGAAUCAUAUUGUUGUUGUUUUCUUCAGCACGGUGACAUUUGAUCUCUUUUGGUCACUUUGCAAAGUUGUGUUGGAAGUUCUUGCGGGGUUCCACAGGGUCGGCCUCUAAAGCCGCUGAAGUCCAAAAGCUCAAACCUGGGUGAUUGUUUACCUCUUAAUCCUCUGCCUUUCAGUUAAUGAUACAUCAUUUCUUAUCUUGCUUUGCACUUCACCUGAUCUUAAAGCAGAAGAUGCUGAUGUACGAGCGAGCUAGCGUGUUGAGUCACGUGAUCCUCCUCAAACAUGCUGCCAACCAAAGAUGUUUCCAAUCAACAUGCACUUUGCACAAUGGUGGAAGGCUGAGAUGGAUGAAGGCCGGAUGGACGCCGAGGAGUGUGUGACAGGAUAGUCCCGCCUCCUCACGUCCGACAGUUGGUUGUUCAAAUGUUCUGUUUUGUUUUGUAGCCAAAGUGCACUGACCUGCUCUGCUUGUCCACGUCUCCAUGGAACAUUUCACCACAGUCUUAUGUUCUUCCAAUGUCUGUGGCAUUUUCAACUGCAGCUUGGAAAUCAAUUAAAGAUUAAUAUUUUGUUGUU